AUGGCGCCCGCCCGACCACAACCCCAAUGCGCACCGGCCCGUCAGAAGCAAACCCGCACACGCACCCCUUUCAAUUUCGUUAAACGGGNGGGGGGGGGGGGCUGCUAUUACAGAAUUUGUGGUGCUUAUGGUUUAUUGGGGCAGGGCGCGCCCCAUAUUAAAAGGCUUUUUGUUAAUGCGGGGGCCUGCGCCGCCGCCGCGCAGGCAGGAGGAAAACCCGUUUCAAAUUAUCUGGACCCCGGGCGGCGCCUUUUGAAUGACUUUUGCAUGCCCUUAUUCAAGCCCACGGGCACCUUCCUCCCGGAGCAAAAAGUCCGCAGCGACGAAACGCAGCGGCCAACGAAGCCGAUGACACGUCGGGGGUGGCAAAACCUUAAUAAAACAGGCCGCGGGGGCGCCUGGCUUUGCGACGUUGCCGCUGCGGCUCGGCGGGCCAUGCGGCCCCGAAGUGCGAUGCGAAGUGGGCCGUGGGGAAAGCGAGGGCGCCCCCAUAUCCCUUAG
Molecule: messenger RNA, 501 nt
Organism: Trypanosoma grayi
Lineage: Eukaryota; Euglenozoa; Kinetoplastea; Trypanosomatida; Trypanosomatidae
Exons: 1
Coding region: 1-501 (166 amino acids)
Source: RefSeq, a predicted model, not a curated record